AUGUCUGCUCAUAAGUUCUUGAUCUGGGGUGGAGAAGGUUGGGUUGCUGGCCAUCUCAAGGAACUGCUCCAGAAGCAGGGUAAGGAGGUCGAAACCACCACCAUUCGUAUGGAGAACCGCGAGUCUGUGCUUCAAAAACUCGAGGAGUACAAGCCAACCCACGUUCUUAACUGCGCUGGUGUUACCGGACGACCAAACGUCGAUUGGUGUGAAGAUAACAAGGAGGCCACCAUCCGAAGCAAUGUCAUCGGUACCCUCAACUUGGCCGACUGCUGCUGGUUGAAGGGAAUCCAUAUCACCAACUUUGCUACCGGAUGUAUCUACCAUUACGACGAUGAGCACCCAAUUGGCGGAAAGACCUUCACUGAAGAGGAUACUGCCAACUUCUCCGGCAGCUACUACUCUGCUACCAAGUCCAAGGUUGAGGAGAUCAUGAAGCAAUACAGCAAUGCUUUGGUUCUCCGACUUCGUAUGCCAGUCUCUGAUGACCUCCACCCACGAUCUUUUGUCACCAAGAUCUCCAAGUACGAGAAGGUCGUUAACAUCCCGAACAGCAACACCCUCCUCACCGACAUGCUCCCCGUCUCCAUUGUUCUCGCUGAAAACAAUGAAACUGGUGUCUACAAUUUCACCAACCCCGGUGCCAUUUCCCACAACGAGGUUUUGGACUUGUUCGCCAAGUAUGUCCGCCCAGGAUUCACAUACAGCAACUUCACUGUUGAAGAGCAGAGCAAGAUCUUGAAGGCCGGCCGAAGCAACUGCGAGCUUGACACCACAAAGUUGGUUAACAAGUUGAAGGAGUACAACGUUGAGAUCCCAGAGGUCCACGUUGCCUACGAGGAGUGCUUCAAGAGGAUGGCCGCCGGUGGAACAAAAUAA
Messenger RNA from Orbilia oligospora ATCC 24927, 879 nucleotides. RefSeq lists its product as uncharacterized. NCBI's taxonomy places the organism in Eukaryota, Fungi, Ascomycota, Orbiliomycetes, Orbiliales, Orbiliaceae. The coding region runs from base 1 to 879 and encodes 292 amino acids. The record is from RefSeq and is a predicted model, not a curated record. Gene Ontology annotation, cellular component: methionine adenosyltransferase complex. Gene Ontology annotation, molecular function: methionine adenosyltransferase regulator activity. The transcript is spliced from 6 exons. Gene Ontology annotation, biological process: S-adenosylmethionine biosynthetic process.